This is a messenger RNA of Solenopsis invicta (red fire ant), 957 nucleotides long. Its product is annotated as retinol dehydrogenase 12. The transcript has 4 exons. The record is from RefSeq and is a predicted model, not a curated record. The coding region runs from base 305 to 856 and encodes 183 amino acids. NCBI's taxonomy places the organism in Eukaryota, Metazoa, Arthropoda, Insecta, Hymenoptera, Formicidae.
UAAUUUUUUAUUAUAGAAUGUUUUUUAGAGUAACUGCAUUAAUGAAAUCAUUUUAUUGACAUUUAACAGAGAAACAGAAAACGAUCAACUAGGUGAACUUGAGGUAUAUCCGUUGGACCUUUGCAGUUUCAAAAGCGUAAGGAAAUGUGCUAAAUUGUUGCUGAAAGAAUCUGCUAUUAAUAUACUGAUAAAUAAUGCCGGUAUAAUGUUUGCUCCGUAAGAACUAACAAACGAUGGAUUUGAAAUCCAGUUACAAUCAAAUUAUCUCGGCCAUUUUCUCUUAACAUUACUACUUUUACCAAAAAUGCAAUCAUCCGGUCCUGGUUGCAGAAUAGUAAACGUGUCUUCAAUUGCUCAUAUAUAUGGCAAGAUACAUUUCAACGAUAUAAAUCUGGAACAAUCGUGGUCCUAUUUUCGUCCUUGGAAAGCAUACUUUCAAAGCAAACUUGCGAACAUAUUAUUUACGAAGGAGCUUGCACGUCGACUAAAAGAGGCGGAAAUUGACGGAAUAAAUGUAUAUUCUUUACAUCUUGGGGUUAUAAGUACAGAAUUAAGCCGGAGCUAUGAUAGAACGAUAAUUCCUGGUGCGACAUUUUUCACAAACCAUAUUAUGCAACCAUUUAUUAAAACUUCGAAACAAGGAGCUCAAACAACGAUAUACUGUGCAGUUGAUGAAAAGGCGCUUAAUGAAACUGGUCUCUAUUACUCAGAAUGCCGUGUUACGAGACCGAGAGGGGUUAAUGAUCAAGUAGCUCGAGAUUUAUGGAAUUACACUUGCCAGCUUUUGCAUUUGGAACCUAAUGAAAACUUUUCUACAUUUUUGAAAACUGUCUCGCGUCAACUUGAAAAUAUAUAAUAUUUCUUUGAACGGAUUUUUUUAAAUAACAAAUAUAUGAUUUUUCACAUUUAGUAGAUUUUUAUACACUACUCAAAAAAAAAUAGGGAACACUUUCCAGA